Molecule: messenger RNA, 1384 nt
Organism: Centruroides sculpturatus (bark scorpion)
Lineage: Eukaryota; Metazoa; Arthropoda; Arachnida; Scorpiones; Buthidae
Product: zinc finger protein 577-like
Exons: 2
Coding region: 166-1281 (371 amino acids)
Source: RefSeq, a predicted model, not a curated record
AAACUGUUUGUUAUUAACAAAAAACAAUUAAAAUUCUGCUCCUUCAUCGUAAACAGAAAGUACAUUUAUGGUAAUUAAAUAGUGAAUGCAACACUUGAAGACAAAAAAAGUACAGAUUGGUGCUUUGUAAAUAAAGAAAGAUUUGUUGUCUCCAAGUACAAGACAAUGGGAUUUCAAUGCGAUGAUUGCGGAAUGACAUUCCCUAAAAAAAGUUCAUAUGUUCUCCAUCAGAUGACUCACACACAAGAAAGAUACAAGAAUGUAAAAUGCCCAGAAACGUUUCCAAAUUCAAAAAAUUUACAAAGAUACACGGAAAUCCACCAGGAACUAAAACAUCAUGUAAGUGAAACCUGCAACCACGGAUACAGACAUGAAAGAACUUCGAAAAAACAGAACCUGAAAGAUCAACAGCAACAAAAAGAGCAAGUGCACAAGACACUUCAUACAGAAAAACAACCUGAUAAAUGUACAGGAUUUACUCAAAACUUUAAAAGUGAAAUAAAAUUACGAAAGCAUGUAAAAACAGUACACAAAUCUGAAGGACCCCGUUACCGCUGUGAACUAUGCGAUAAAAUGCAUUGUAAACAACAUUUAAAACAAAAACCUUACUCAAUUGAAACCUUAAAAAAAUCAUGCACACAAGCAAGACCUUCUUCAACUCAAUCCAUGCGAAAAAGAUCGAUGCAAGCAAAAUAUUCCUCAUUGCUAACACCUCAGGAACCACAAGUGCAAGUAGGACCUUCCUCACUGCAAACCUUGCAGGAACCUCAAAUGCAAGCAAAACCUUCGACACAAACUUUACAUGAACCGCAAAUAGAAGCAAGACAUUCCUCGACUCAAACUUUACAGGAACCACGGAUGCAAGCAGGACCUUCCUCGAGUGAAACUCUGCCGGAACCACAGAUGCAAACAAGAAGUUUUUCAAAUAUAAUCCUGCAGGAACUAUUAAUGCAAGCAGGAAAUUUCUUAACUCAAACUUCACAGGAACCACAAACGCAAGCAGAAUCGUUCUUCAUUCCAAUCCUGCAGAAACUAUCAAUGCACCUAGUAAGUUUCUCAACAGAAACCCUGCAGGAACCACAAAUGCAAACAAGAACCUUGUCAAGUCUAACCCCGCAGGAACUGUUGAUGGAAGAAGAACACUUUACUCAAACCAUGAAGGAACGUUUAAGGCAAUUAAGAUCGUAUUCCUUAAUUCCAAUCCUGCAGGGAUUGUUAAUGAAAAUAGGACAUACCUCAACUGAAUCCGGGGAUGAAGAGAAAGAAAGUGAAAGAGAAUAAAUAAACAAAACGUAUGUCUGAAUACAAAAUUCAAACUGAAACAUCAAUUACCAAUUAUUUUAAUAUAGUUUUAUAUCUCUGGUAUUAAGAAGUUUCUAUUAUC